GCUCUGAACCGCGAGCCGCCGUGAGCUCUCGGAUUCCAGCCGGCGCCAGCGAGCCCGGGGGCAUCGCCCGCAGCGGCCAAGCUCAUGGCCGGCUGAGCGGGACGCCGCCUCCGCCUCAGCCGCCGCCGCCGCCGCCGCCGCCUCCUCCUCCUCAGCCGGCGGCGGCCCGGGCCCAGCAGCCAUGGCCGAAGACUACUGGGACGGGCGCCUGCGGCGAACUGGAGGAGAAGGAGGUCGCGCGGCCUCAGCCCGGGCCGCCGCCCCAGGCGCCACCGCGCCGGCCCCGCGGCACUGAGGUUGCUCGCGCGCCCCCGCCGGUCGCCAUGGAUCGGAUGAAGAAGAUCAAACGGCAGCUGUCAAUGACACUCCGAGGGGGCCGAGGUAUAGAUAAGACCAAUGGUGCCCCUGAACAGAUAGGCCUGGAUGAGAGUGGCGGGGGCGGCGGCAGUGACCUUGGAGAGGCCCCCACACGUGCUGCCCCUGGGGAACCUCGCUCUGUACGGGGCCCACUCAGCUCUGCACCAGAGAUUGUGCAUGAGGACUUGAAGAUGGGGUCUGACGGGGAAAGUGACCAGGCUUCAGCCACGUCCUCCGAUGAGGUGCAGUCACCAGUGAGGGUGCGCAUGCGCAACCAUCCCCCACGCAAGAUCUCCACUGAGGACAUCAACAAGCGCCUAUCACUACCAGCCGACAUCCGGCUGCCUGAGGGCUACCUUGAGAAGCUGACCCUCAACAGCCCCAUCUUUGACAAGCCCCUCAGCCGCCGUCUCCGCCGUGUCAGCUUGUCUGAGAUCGGCUUUGGGAAACUGGAGACCUACAUCAAGCUGGACAAGCUGGGAGAGGGUACCUAUGCCACUGUCUACAAAGGCAAAAGCAAGCUCACAGACAACCUUGUGGCACUCAAGGAGAUCAGACUGGAACACGAAGAGGGGGCACCCUGCACCGCCAUCCGGGAAGUGUCCCUGCUCAAGGACCUCAAACACGCCAACAUCGUCACGCUACAUGACAUUAUUCACACGGAGAAGUCCCUCACCCUUGUCUUUGAGUACCUGGACAAGGACCUGAAGCAGUACCUGGAUGACUGUGGGAACAUCAUCAACAUGCACAACGUGAAACUGUUCCUGUUCCAGCUGCUCCGUGGCCUGGCCUACUGCCACCGGCAGAAGGUGCUACACCGAGACCUCAAGCCACAGAACCUACUCAUCAAUGAGCGAGGAGAGCUCAAGCUGGCUGACUUCGGCCUGGCCCGGGCCAAGUCAAUUCCAACGAAGACCUACUCCAACGAGGUGGUAACACUGUGGUACCGGCCCCCUGACAUCCUGCUCGGGUCCACGGACUACUCCACUCAGAUUGACAUGUGGGGUGUGGGCUGCAUCUUCUAUGAGAUGGCCACAGGCCGGCCCCUCUUCCCAGGCUCCACAGUGGAGGAGCAGCUGCACUUCAUCUUCCGCAUCUUGGGAACCCCAAAUGAAGAUACGUGGCCAGGCAUCCUGUCCAAUGAAGAGUUCAGGACAUACAACUACCCCAAGUACCGAGCCGAGGCCCUUUUGAGCCAUGCACCCCGAGUUGACAGCGACGGGGCUGACCUCCUCACCAAGCUGCUGCAGUUUGAAGGUCGCAAUCGGAUCUCCGCAGAGGAUGCCAUGAAACAUCCAUUCUUCCUCAGUCUGGGGGAUCGGAUCCACAAACUUCCUGACACUACUUCCAUAUUUGCACUAAAGGAGAUCCAGCUACAAAAGGAGGCCAGCAUUCGAUCUUCGUCCUUGCCUGACUCAGUUGCUGGUGGACAGCGUGGCCGUGCCAGCCUCCCACACUGAAGCCAGGCCUAGACCUCUCCCCAUCAUACCCUCCCCCAGGACCACUACCCCAUGGCCAUCCAGGGGUCUGGAGCUAGCCCAGGCUGGGGAUCUCAACUCAGACAAGACAUGGUGAUGCCUUGGGUCUGAGGCUCCCCUUCCUGCUUUCCUGCCUCAUGUUGUGUGGGCCUUGUUUGUUUGUUUCAUUCAUUGUUGUUUUUUUAAUUAUUUUAAAUGAGGUUUUCAUUUUUUAAAUGCAAUAUCUCUGUAUACAGACUGCUGGGCCCCACUCACUGUGUGUGGCCCUCCCACAGUAUUUUGUGCAAUGAAGCCCUGCUCCCAGCCUUUUCAUGGCAGGGACAUAGCCCCUCUUCAGAACCCUGAUCAUCACCAGACCCUGGGGUCAGCUAAGGGAAAGCAUGCCUUGACAACUCGCCUUCCAACCCCCACCUGCCAUCCCCAGCCACAGGGGGACUUGGGGACUACUGGAGACUCUCUGGGAGAUGGAUGAGGUGGGGGGCCCCCACUCUUUCCCUCCUGCAGUCCCAUAGCUGGGGCUUCCUUCUCAGGGUCUCCCUAGCCCAGCCCUCCUGCCCCCAUCCCUCACGGUGCUGUUGAGUAGGGGCCCUGCCAGGAACUGACCAACUCAGCAAUGGAGCCAUAGUGUAUAUAUGCGCACAAGCAGGGACAGAGGGGUGCAUGGGAGGUUGUGCCCAGGCAUUACCCCAUAACCUCUGGGAAAAGUGAGACAGGGCAGGGACAGUCUCUGGGGUCAAUUCCCAGAUGGGUGGUUACCUUCCCUUCCUCCACUCUA
This is a messenger RNA of Budorcas taxicolor (takin), 2610 nucleotides long. It is a transcript of the gene CDK16, whose product is annotated as cyclin dependent kinase 16. Gene Ontology annotation, biological process: neuron projection development; exocytosis; protein phosphorylation. The record is from RefSeq and is a predicted model, not a curated record. Gene Ontology annotation, cellular component: cytoplasm; nucleus; synaptic vesicle. The transcript has 16 exons. NCBI's taxonomy places the organism in Eukaryota, Metazoa, Chordata, Mammalia, Artiodactyla, Bovidae. The coding region runs from base 324 to 1817 and encodes 497 amino acids. Gene Ontology annotation, molecular function: protein kinase activity; ATP binding.